AUGGAAUUCCGUAUCCCCCGUUUCCGUGUCACCGAUAAGGCACACGUAGAUGUGCUCGAAUUGAAGAGCUCGCUACAGGUCUCUAUGGCAGAAAGUGCAUUUAGCCAAACAACUGUUGAGGCCUCCCCUGGCGGUUCCUUUUGUGGUGCCAGCGCGGGAGUCAAGGCAGGGUACAGUGAAAGUGCUUCGAGUAGCUCUGCUGCUUCCUUCCCUCGAGUUGAGAUAUACCUUGAUCAGGAAAGCCUCAAGGUGUCGGCCGAAUGCAAAGCGGACCUGGAUAUCCUACGUUCAAAGCGCACCAGGCAUGUUUUUGUUCCCCAGGUCCAACCUGGCGGCCGCCUCUACUCCAUUAAGAGCUCUCAGAGCUUUGGAUUAGCGAGCAAGAAACAGAAAUCUUCAAUGAUGAAGGCCUCCACAAGUGCGUCGUUCGCUGGUUUUGGAGCGAAAGCAGACUCCACCAUCUUGGUGUCCAACUGUCGCCGACUAUCAGAACUGGUGUUUGUCGCUUUUAAAGUUCGAAGCACACGCUGGGGUGAGAGUGGGCGAAAGCUGGCAGACAAAGCUGUGUACCAUUACCCGACUGCAUACGAGAGAUUCCCCAUCCUCAACUACCACGAAUCGAACGAACAACUAUUGUGUGUUCUUCAAGCUGCUGCUAAAAAGAGCGACGUUGCUUGGGAAGGUGGCAUCGCAAGGAUGAAAUAUGGAGUGUCCUAUCGCCCAUAUAUUUACGACAAGGGAGAUUUCUAUGGCAUUCGCCAGACCACUAAAGACGAUUACUUCGGUAGAGAAGGUGUGUUGUACGCUGGAAAGAAUGAACACUCAAACGUUACUUUCAAGGUCUGCUCAUUGUGUGGACAGGAGAUUCAUACCGACACGGUCGGCACUAAUCACAAUGUCAAGCUGGCAUUUUACAGCGCAAAUGACGAAAUGCUCAAGGAUAUCAAAGAUGAGGAUGAUAUAAUAUGCCUAUCUGGUGAACACCAACAUCCGAUGGAAUUUGUUUUGUGCUGCAUCUAA
This is a messenger RNA of Aspergillus bombycis, 1020 nucleotides long. RefSeq lists its product as uncharacterized. The record is from RefSeq and is a predicted model, not a curated record. The transcript has 7 exons. Lineage: Eukaryota; Fungi; Ascomycota; Eurotiomycetes; Eurotiales; Aspergillaceae. Bases 1 to 1020 code for a protein of 339 amino acids.